AUGUUUAGCGUGUAUUGCACCACGUUUUGGCGGCGGACCGAUAGGCCGAUAGGCGGUGGAAAUACAGUUGAACAAAACCUACAAAAUAGUAAAAACACCACAGAUACAGUACUCAAUACAUCAUUUGACUUUUUACAAGAUUCUCAACUUGAGGAAGAUAUUAUAAGCAUUGAUCUGAAUUCUAUACCAACUCAAACAUUUUCUUCUUCUAUUUACGCUAAUCAUGGACCAACAGAUGAUGCAAUUUUAAAAAUACUGUCUACUCCUCCACAACACCGGACUUUGGAAACAAAACAAAAUCAUUUAGAAAAUGUUGUAGAUACUUCUAACUCUAAUUCCUGGACAGGAAAAAAUGAAGUAAACUGGCAAAGUAGAACCAAAUCAGGAGAUAGUAAUAAUUUACCUAGAGAAAACUGGUCAAUGGCUCAAAUGAUAAAUAACGGCACAGAUAAUGACUGGCUCAUAAAAAACAAUUGGGUUCAAAUGGCUGAAGUAGAUAAACAAAACCCACCAGCAGAACCGACUCAACCAUCACCAAAACAUUCCUCAUCUAAUUUCGGUUUAGUUACUAAUGGAUAUACAGAGAAUCUUGAUGAGUUAUUGCAAAAAACGGUGGUUUUCAAUAAACAAGAAUCAUACCCUGUUACUACUUCCUCUAAUAAUUCAACAUAUCAAACCAAUUACGGACAGCAAUCGCUAGAACGUAAUAUUGGGCAUUAUACUAAUUCUAAUGGUAAUAAUCCUAGGAGCAACUCAAAUGAUAUUAAUAAAAGAUCUACUUCCAUGAAACCUAAAACUUCAUAUACAGGAGAAGGAGGACCAUCUAGAGGUUAUCAACAAGGCAACUCGUAUGUUUAUAAUAAUCGCUCUCAUAAAACCAAUAGCAAUACCAACACGAGUAAUGAUUAUUCCAGAAUCUCACGACAAACCUGA
Messenger RNA from Macrosiphum euphorbiae (potato aphid), 933 nucleotides. The record is from the annotation of a GenBank genome assembly. NCBI's taxonomy places the organism in Eukaryota, Metazoa, Arthropoda, Insecta, Hemiptera, Aphididae.